AGUUGGCGCCAGCUCCCACAGAUAAAGACACUCCUGGCCAGCUGACCAUCCAGCUCCGGCCAGCCCCAGCCCAGGGGCCCACACGGGAGCUGCUUCCCUGCGCGGUGGGCAGCACCCAUCCCGGCAGGGUGACAUGACGCAGAGAGAAGCCAGGGCUUCUCCCAGGAUGCCUGGCCUGGGCGGCCCCGGCGGACCUGGGCUGGCGCUGGGCACUGACAGGAAGCGGGGCCGCCUGAUGAAGGCCAAGCAGGGACUGUGGGGGGAGACUAGCUGGGGCAGCCAGAGAUGGAUCAGACCGGGCCCCGCCAUCCAUAAUCCCAGGGCCAGGAGCUUGGCCGUUGGCAGGGGCGAGUCCAGCCCAGAGAAUGCAGCCCGGGAGCGGAGUAGAGUAAGGACUCUGCGCCAGGCCUUUCUGGCUCUGCAAGCAGCAUUACCGGCAGUGCCCCCGGACACGAAGCUCUCGAAACUGGAUGUCCUCGUCCUGGCCACGAGCUACAUAGCCCACCUCACCCAAGCGCUGGGCCAGGAGCUGCCGGGGGCAGCCUGGCCCCCCUUCCUGCGUGGGCUCCGCUACCUGCACCCUCUCAAGAAAUGGCCAAUGAGAUCUCGCCUCUAUGCUGGAGCCUUGGGGCCAUCUGGCCUUGACCCUCCUACUACCAGUGCUCCUGGCCAGAGAAUGUGGGAAUCAGCAAUCAGCCCCCAAGUCCCUGGAGAGGUGGAAUUCAUUCCUCCCAAGCCAGUCUCACCAACUCGCAGCGGCAAAUAAUUUCAUUUGUUUUCCCUGUGCUUGGCCCCUUAACUUAGUGAAAGGGCCAACUCCCUCAAUCUGGCCUUACUUAUUAUCCCUUCUAUGACUUUCUAGCCUACCAGGUCCAUUUCAGAGUCUGCUUUCAGAAUUCCCCGGUACAUACACAUUCCUUAUGAAGUUGGGGCUUAGGGAGUGAGCAGGGAGGGGGAUUUUUUGGCUUAAGGGGCAACAGGGCAGUUGAAGGCAGAAGUACUGGGACUUGGCUCUGAAAUAUAGCUUCAGAGGGACUCAGUUCCCAUUGUUGGGAUUGACAGCUUUGGAUGUUUAUUAUCAUGUUGGAGAGAUGGAAUCUUCAAAAACAUCUCUCCCUCUUGUCUUCUUUGUGAAGAUCUUAAUUCUUUGCAACCUGAGAAUAGCCAAGGGCAAAGAUGGAGAGGACUUGGAUGGCAGGUGUAGCAAGACAUUCAGCUCCAAUGAGAAUUAAGGAAAGGAGGCUGUUCAAUGCAUCUUAGCCAAGUUCAAAACUGUAAUAAGAACUAAGCACCAAUUUUGACCCAAGGACCAAAGAAGCAUCACUGGAAUGAUGGAAGAGUGUACUAUAGUUGGUUCUAAUGUAAACCAAAUUGAAGGUGACCAGAUAGAUAGCCCUCAUUAGCAGGACAUUCACAAAUUCUUACUUCUUACUCUUCCAGAUAUAGGCCCUAAAUGUCCAUUUUUGUCCUUUACUGAACUCUGCCACUUUCCUUCUCCAUUCCUUUUCCUUCCUCUGCAAAUCAAAUUUACAUGUAAACAAAUCCUCAGCUCUUACAUUUCCAAUUUCCCAGCUGCGUUGUCUAUCUACUUCAGUAUUACUAGAUCCUAAACCCCAAACUAGAAGGGCCCUCAGGGACCAUCUAGUCUAACACAUUUUUAAGAGUUGAGGAAAUUAAGUUCCAGGGAGGUUGUGACUGCCUAAAGUCGCAUGCAUCUGAGGUAGGACUUGAAUCCUACAAAUCUCUGUCAAGUGAUUCUAGAACCAGUGCACUUGCCAACCACAUUAGGCCUCUCUCUAACAGGACAAAUGUUACUCUGCAGGUUCAUCCUGACCUGCACUGGUGGUCACUACAACCAAGAAGUUCUCUCCCUGUAAAGUAACAUGAAACGGAGCCCAAAGCACAUUUGGAGGCAGUAUUAUUCUCAGGAUCAGCCCUCAGCCCAAAACCUUCUAAGGGUCUGAUGGGGCAUAGGGAUGGAAGAGAGAUUUUAGUCUCCUCCAAACUGGUCCUUACAUAGAAGCUGUUACAGAGGUAUGGGAACAUUAAGGAACAUUUAUUUCAAUACUUAAGACCAAAGAGGCCAUAGACCUGAAUUCUAAGAUGAAGGUACAAAUUUAGGGGUCAGGGGCACAGAGAAGAAUGAGGCUGGAGGAGAAAGAUCAGAUUAUUGAGGUGGGGUAAAAGAGGAAACAGGGAGAGUUUGAGCUCUGGGGCUGCCCAGGAUGUGGAGGAGCAGUUGAGACAUGGCUGGAAGCCAUGAGAAGGAGGCCUCAGCCAAGGCUAAACUCAUAAAUCUGCUUAGGACCAGGCUAUGGGGAGCUUGGAUGGAGUUGCUUCUCAGGCAGCUGCACUGGGGGUGGGAGGGAAUUGGGGGCUGUGGAGUGUCCAGGUGUGGGAGGAGGGUGUGAGCACAGUGUUCCUCACUCCAAGACCAUAAAAGUCCAGCUCAAAUAUUCUAUUUUUAAAAGUUGAAUAGCUACAUCUUCUUCAUUAGGCCAAGAUGGCCUGGGCUGGGGAGAAUGAGGGGGGAGGAUUUUGAAGGGGGAGAAAGUUUGGCAAUGCACACUCCAGGGAUGAAGGACAGGGGAGCAAUCUUUCCAGGGAAUAACAGAAGGGUUAGAAUUAGCUAGCUUAGUUUGGGGUGGGGAAGUCUCUUCAACUGCCUAUUUCUCCCUUAACCUUCUCAGUAAAUAUAUCUAUCUGCUUCAAGUCUCAA
Molecule: messenger RNA, 2719 nt
Organism: Antechinus flavipes (yellow-footed antechinus)
Lineage: Eukaryota; Metazoa; Chordata; Mammalia; Dasyuromorphia; Dasyuridae
Gene: TCF23
Product: transcription factor 23
Exons: 3
Coding region: 134-766 (210 amino acids)
Biological process (GO): developmental process; regulation of transcription by RNA polymerase II
Molecular function (GO): protein dimerization activity; RNA polymerase II transcription regulatory region sequence-specific DNA binding; DNA-binding transcription factor activity, RNA polymerase II-specific
Source: RefSeq, a predicted model, not a curated record